AUGCCGUCCUUGCAAAAAUUUGUGACUUCUUUACUGCUCGCCGGGAGUGCGCUGGGCGCGCAGGUCGCUGCCAACCAGUAUGUCCACCAUGGCGAAAGGAUUACCCCGAAAGUUUUCAUCGUGUCAAUGUUCGAGCCCGAAGCCAAAGCAUGGUGGAACAUUCCCGAGUUCAACUUGUUGGCCCACAAUAUCACCAUUCCCGGCCUUUCCCCACUCUACCCGGACGUUCACUGCACCGAAGAUUAUGAGAUCUGCCAGUUGAUCACGGGGGAAUCAGAGAUCAAUGCCGCAGCCACCGUGAAUACCGUGGCAUUUUCCCCCCUCUUCGAUUUGAAGAAGACAUAUUUCUUCAUUGCUGGCAUCGCCGGUGUCAGUCCCAAGCGUGCCACCCUUGGAUCGGCCACUUUCGCCCGGUAUGCAGUUCAAGUCGCGCUGCAGUACCAGAUCGAUAUUCGUGAACUGCCCAGCAACUACUCCACCAGUUACAUCCCCUACGGUAGAGACUAUCCGGGUGAAUACCCAACCAGCAUCUACGGCACCGAGGUGUUUGAGGUCAACGCCGCUCUGCGUACCAUCGCGGCGGACUUUGCCCGUCAAGCCACUUUUGCCGACUCGGCCAUUGCGCAGGCCUACCGUGCCCACUAUGGCAAUGGCACCGGAGAAUACCAGGCUGCCACCUUGGCUCCCGGCGUCGUCGAAUGUGACACCGCCACGUCCGACGUCUACUACAGCGGAAAUCUUCUGGGAUCCACGUUUGAGAACACCACCAAGCUGCUCACCAAUGGCACCGGGGACUACUGCUCCUCUGCACAGGAGGACAAUGCUACUCUCGAGGUUCUGCUCCGAUCCGCUUCUCACAAGCUGACCGACUUUGCUCGGAUCAUCGUCAUGCGCACAGGAUCGGACUUUGAGCGUCCCUACCCCGGUGCCUCGGCUGCGUACAAUCUCCUCCUGGCGGACCAGGGUGGUUUCGAGCCUGCCUUGGAGAAUAUCUACCGGGCCGGCAUCAAGGUGGUGCAAGGAAUUCUGGAUGGCUGGAAUACCACGUUUGCCAAAGGAGUGAAGCCCACCAACUACAUUGGUGACAUCUUUGGUACGUUGGGUGGUGAGCCCGACUUUGGACCCGGGACGACACAGGCUCUCAUGGACAGUGGAGCGUACAGGAAGAGAAGCUUGGAGGGUCGUCUCCGACGCCGGGGUUGA
Messenger RNA from Penicillium oxalicum, 1203 nucleotides. Its product is annotated as purine-nucleoside phosphorylase. The transcript has 2 exons. Gene Ontology annotation, biological process: transmembrane transport. Gene Ontology annotation, cellular component: endoplasmic reticulum. NCBI's taxonomy places the organism in Eukaryota, Fungi, Ascomycota, Eurotiomycetes, Eurotiales, Aspergillaceae. The record is from RefSeq and is a predicted model, not a curated record. The coding region runs from base 1 to 1203 and encodes 400 amino acids.